Mus pahari (shrew mouse) is the source of this 963-nucleotide messenger RNA. It is a transcript of the gene Bloc1s6, whose product is annotated as biogenesis of lysosomal organelles complex 1 subunit 6. The transcript is spliced from 5 exons. Gene Ontology annotation, cellular component: extrinsic component of membrane; transport vesicle; BLOC-1 complex. Lineage: Eukaryota; Metazoa; Chordata; Mammalia; Rodentia; Muridae. The coding region runs from base 96 to 614 and encodes 172 amino acids. Gene Ontology annotation, biological process: intracellular transport. The record is from RefSeq and is a predicted model, not a curated record.
GCGGCUUUCGUCCGGAUGGAUUCUGGAACCCGUUAGGUUCUUUUGCCGGUGACUUCUCCUCAGCACUCGCCCCACGCAGCGCCCAGUGCGGGGACAUGAGUGUUCCUGAGCCACCGCCUCCGGACGAGGUCCUCACGGGGCCUUCCGACAGCCUGGAGGCCGGCGAGCCCACGCCGGGCUUAAGUGACAUGUCCCCAGAUGAAGGACUGAUAGAGGACUUCCCAGUGGAGGACAGAGCUGUAGAGCACUUGGUGGAAGGCCUGCUGUCCCACUACUUACCAGAUCUGCAGAGGUCCAAGCAAGCGCUCCAGGAACUCACACAGAACCAAGUUGUGUUACUAGAUACACUGGAACAAGAGAUUUCAAAAUUUAAAGAAUGCCACUCCAUGUUGGACAUCAAUGCUUUGUUCACGGAGGCGAAGCACUAUCAUGCCAAGCUGGUGAAUAUAAGGAAGGAGAUGCUGCUGCUCCAUGAGAAAACGUCAAAGUUGAAAAAAAGAGCACUGAAGCUGCAGCAGAAGCGGCAAAGAGAGGAGCUGGGGAGGGAGCAGCAGCGCCAGAAGGAGUUUGAAAGAGAAAAGCAGCUGACAGCCAAGCCAGCCAAGAGGACCUGAGCAGCCUGCUUCCGGGUUCCUGUCCCAUCCCGCUUCCUGGACCUCCAGUGCUGCACGCAGAGAGCAAGGCAUGGCCGGUGCCUUAUGCCGUGGCAUGUCCUGAAGUCUGUCCAGGGCUGCUGUGUCUCUGAGACUCACUUAAGAAGCUUUCUUGAUAUGUUUUAACUUUACAGUUAUUUGAUCUUAAAUCGUUUGUAAACUGAAAACACUUUGGUUAUUACAAGAGUCUGGGUACUAGUUCAAAAUGAGGAGAAGGUCUGAGCUUCUUGAGAAUUGAUUUUAGUUUCAAUUUCUCCUUUCCUAAAGGCAGGCCUUUCCUGUGUGGCCACACUGAUUUUUGGCAAUUGCU